AUGGAGACACCAAUUACAAUCCCAGGGUUAGGAUUCAGUGCCCUGCAAGCUUCAGACUCUUGGGGCAACACAUCGGUUCUCCCUGCCAAUCCAGCCUUUCCCUUUUCCUCUCAACUCCCAAAUGAUGUGCUCCUCCACAACGGAUCCCUGCAGAACUGGACGGACAGUGAUAGCAUCGGUUUUGUGCCUAGCGUUGCAGGAAUCCUCAUUCCUCUUAUCUACAUAAUUGUCUGUGUGAUCGGUUUAGGCGGCAACACCUUGGUCAUCCACAUUGUCCUGCGCUACUCUCAGACCCAGUCCGUCACCAACAUCUACAUUUUGAACCUAGCCAUAGCUGAUGAGCUCUUCAUGUUGGGCCUUCCCUUUCUGGCGGUCCAGAAUGCUCUUCUCUCUUGGCCGUUCGGCUCGUUAAUGUGUCGUCUGGUCAUGACUGUAGACGCCAUCAACCAGUUCACCAGCAUCUUCUGCCUGACCGUGAUGAGCAUCGACCGCUACUUGGCUGUAGUGCAUCCUAUCCGGUCCUCAAGAUGGCGGCGGCCCCGAGUGGCCAAAGCAGUGAAUGCCACAGUAUGGGCUGUUUCCUUUGUGGUCGUCCUGCCAGUGGUGGUGUUUGCCGACGUGCUGCAGGACGACGGCAACUGCAGCAUUGUCUGGCCUGAGCCAGCGGAGGUUUGGAAAGCUGCGUUCAUCGUUUACACCGCAACGGUAGGCUUCUUUGGCCCCCUGCUGGUCAUCUGUAUGUGCUACCUUCUCAUUGUGGUCAAGGUGCGCAACUCUGGACGCAGAGUGCGUGCCACGUCAAUCCGCCGGCGGAAGUCUGAACGGAAGAUCACACGAAUGGUGGUGAUCGUAGUGGCCGUGUUCGUGUUCUGCUGGCUGCCGUUCUACGUAUUAAACAUCGUCAACUUGCUAGUGCUGCUCCCUGGUGAGUUCCGUGGCCUGUAUUACUUUGUGGUGGUUCUGUCAUAUGCUAACAGCUGCGCCAAUCCCAUCCUUUACGGCUUCCUCUCCGACAACUUCAAGCGAGGCUUCCGGAAAGCUCUAUGCCGCUCGACUAGGCGAGUGGAAAAUCAGGAUCUGCAACUGGGAACCAUGGGAAACCACACCCUGCCACUUGAGGAAGUAAAGAAGGACCUAGAACCCAGAGAGUGCCUGAGGGAAACUUGCACAGAGGUGCAGCCAGAAAGAGAGGAAGAGGAUGAAGAAGAGGAGGAAGUAGACAUGGGUUACAUGGAGAAUGCCACUCAGAUGACAGAAAUCUGCAGGUCGGUGCAGAAUGGCUGCAGGAAUGGACACAUGGAGGGCGCUAGGACCCGGUUCUCACACACGGCUGAGGCCAAAGCAGCAGGCCCCGUUAAUGGAGCCAGGACUGGGGGGAAUGGAGGCUAUAUUAGUCCAACCUUUGGACCUGUUGCUCCUCUCAGUGGAGCUCAAAAAGGAAAUGUCAAACGGCUGUCAGAGGAGGCAGCAGACACUGUCCUGGAAAUCAGCUACUUGUAA
Molecule: messenger RNA, 1500 nt
Organism: Colossoma macropomum (tambaqui)
Lineage: Eukaryota; Metazoa; Chordata; Actinopteri; Characiformes; Serrasalmidae
Gene: sst3b
Product: somatostatin receptor type 5
Exons: 1
Coding region: 1-1500 (499 amino acids)
Biological process (GO): neuropeptide signaling pathway
Cellular component (GO): neuron projection; extracellular region; membrane
Molecular function (GO): neuropeptide binding; somatostatin receptor activity; calcium ion binding
Source: RefSeq, a predicted model, not a curated record